AUGAGGGCGGUCGAUACGAAUCUCUCGCCGCGCAGACGCGACGUCGCGCGCGCCGCGAGCGACCCGCGCGGGGUGUCGCUCGUCGCGCGUCGUCGCCGUCCUCCCGCGGGCAUGCCCCGCGCGCUGCGCGGCGAGGCGCGCGCGCGCGAGCUCGUCGCGCGCGUCCUCGACGCGCCGCCGUCCGACGUCGCGGCCGUCGUCGCGUCGCUGCGCGAGAUGGCGACGUUCAUGACGACGACGACGACGACGACGACGACGACGACGACGACGACGACGACGACGACGACGACGACGACGCGGAGAGAGACGCGACGCGCGGGGUGGCUCCUCGACGCCGGCGCCGCGGAGGCGAUCGCGGGAGCGAUGCGCGCGCACGCCGAGGACGAGGACGCGCAGCUCGCGGGUGUCGUCGCGCUCGCGGAGCUCGCGUCGACGCUCGCGGACCCGGCGACGCGCGACGACGACGACGACGACGACGACGACGACGCGCGGGACGGCGCGCGCGCGACGCCGUCGGUGGCGUCGAGCCGCCGCCGCGGCGGCGGCGGCGGCGGCGGCGGCGACCCGGGGUUCGUGAUACGCGCGGACGAGUGCGUGGACGUCCUCGAGGUGACGACGCCGACGCCCGCGCGGACGACGACGCCGUCGAGCGGUCGACGAAUCGAUUCGCCGGCGGCGUCCUCCAUCACGCAUCAUCGCACGGACGACGACGUCGAGUUCGCGUACGCGUGCGUCCGCGGCCUCGCCUUCUUCCGCGAGCUCGACCCGAGCGCGAGGCGCGCGCUGCUGCGCGCGGCGACGGCGAGACGUCCCGCGCGAGGGGAAGUCGUCGCGUCGUCGAAGGCGUCGGACGCGAAGCGAUUCUUCUUUCUGAUCCUCCGCGGCGUCGUGUGCGUUCGCCGGCGGGCGGAAGAAGACGGAACGUCAACCGACGCCGCGCAGCACGGCGAAGGCGGACGCGGAGCGUCCAGCGGCGGGCUCGACGCGCCGUUGCUCGACCGUCACGACGACCGUCACGACGACGACCGUUACGAGGACCGUUACGACGACGACCACGACCACGACGACGACGACGAGCUCGAGCGAGAACUUCGCGCGAUGCACGGACGGAGAAGCGAUAUCUUACGCGCGGGGGAGGCGCGUUCUAUACACUGGUCCCCAUACGACCGCGUCGGCGUGGUGAACGCCGAUCCUUAA
Messenger RNA from Micromonas pusilla CCMP1545, 1197 nucleotides. RefSeq lists its product as uncharacterized. Bases 1 to 1197 code for a protein of 398 amino acids. NCBI's taxonomy places the organism in Eukaryota, Viridiplantae, Chlorophyta, Mamiellophyceae, Mamiellales, Mamiellaceae. The transcript has a single exon. The record is from RefSeq and is a predicted model, not a curated record.